CAGCUCUAAACAAAACGGAGGCUGAAAAUCUGACUGAAAAUCAGAUUUCCUCAUUGUGGCUUUUGAAUAAUUAAAAAACACAAAAGAAAAUCAAUUUCAGAUAUGUAAACAUAUGCGUUUAGUCAAUGAAUAGUGUUUUUGAGUCUUUUUGUGUGUGUUACAGCUAUACAUGCUGGAAAACGUACGCCAUUAUGGAACAGCGUCCCGCGGAUUGGAGAGCCCUGGUCUAGCGGUUUCUGUGGCAACCAAAAAGAACCCGCCUUUGGGUGUAUGUGACUGGCGGUUUUUAUCACAUGUUCGAUUCUGAUUGGUCCGCAAAGCCGCCACUCACUUUAAGUUAUUUUGACCGAAGCGUCUCGGAGAUCUUGAACGGUGAAGUAGAGUAUAGAGAGACUGGGAGAUAAAUAUAGCAGGAAGAUAAAGAGACCAGAUAUACCGUGAUUUCUUUGUUGCUGAUGGAAGAAGAGGCGACCUGUGAUGAGACGGUAAGCUAAGAGGAUAACCCAAAUCUUCCAUCAUGAAUCCUGCUCAAAUCUCAUUUAUCAGAGUGAAUGAAGAGAAAGUAAUCUCCAAGUCAGAGCUGUUAUCCAUUUUGAAAACCUAUAACUGCUACCAUGAAGGAAGGAGUUUUCAGCUUCGUCUCCGAGAGGAAGGGGGCGAGUUGAUCAUGGAGGGUUUACUCAACAUCUCCUGGGGCUUGAGGAGGCCAAUCAGACUGCAGAUGCAGGAUGACCAUGAGCGCUUUCACUUUGCCAAUGCAGGAUUAUGGAGGCCAGAGAGCCCAGGGAGAGACCAUAGAAAUGAAAACCAAAAGAGUCCCACUCAGUUUUCAUUUGAGUCCAACAACAAUGAAGUUACUGUUCCAGCAAAAACCAGCGUUGAUGGUCUUAGCUCAGAAGAGGAAACCCCUCAACUUCCAAGAACGAGAAGUGAUGCCAGUUUCAUGAACGUCCAAAGGCGGGUCAAGCAACGAUCCUCAGGAGACUUACAAAGGGUUAAAAGGCAUCGCUUUUCCAUCAAUGGACACUUUUACAACCACAAGACAUCAAUCUUCACCCCAGCUUAUGGAUCAGUAACUAAUGUUCGUGUGAGCAGCACAGUGACAUCACUACAAGUCCUCAGUCUGCUACUGAAUAAAUUUCGGGUGAAAAAUAAAGCAGAUGAAUUUGCCCUUUAUUUCGUCCAUGAAUCAGGAGAAAGGACGAAGAUUAAAGACGGUGAAUAUCCCUUGGUGUCACGUGUGCUACAUGGCCCAUGUGAAAAAAUUGCCAGACUUUUCAUUAUGGAAAAGGAUCUGGGUGAAGAGGUUCCUUAUGAUGUUGCACAGUACAUAAAGUUUGAGAUGCCUGUGUUGAAUAGCUUUGUAACAAAACUGAGGGAAGAAGAGGAGAGAGAAAUUUCAAAACUGACAGAAAAGUAUGGUGUAUUGAAAUCGAUGAUGCUACAGCAGCUAAAGGAUAUUUCAGAAAGUACAGACUGUGUGUGAGAAGAUACCUUUACUUGAUUUUGACUGAGAACAUAGUAGAUGCAAUAAGAUUUAUACAUAGUGUUUGCAAGUACCAAUAACUGAUUUCACAUAGAAAACUCAGGAGUGACAAAAUGCCAGAUGCUACUGUCAAAAUACUUUAUAAAGCACUUAAGUAUUUUUAAAUGCUGUUUUUUUUAGAUAGUGACCCUUACUGAAUGACGUAUCAUGACUUUACACUGAAUGCAUUUGGUUGAACGUAAUACACUUUUAUUGUUGUUGUUUUUUUGUUUUGUUUUUUAGAAUAUAUAAUUAAAAGAAACUCAGAUGCUGAGUCUAACUGUU
Hemibagrus wyckioides is the source of this 1810-nucleotide messenger RNA. It is a transcript of the gene rassf4a, whose product is annotated as Ras association domain family member 4a. Bases 518 to 1486 code for a protein of 322 amino acids. Gene Ontology annotation, biological process: signal transduction. The transcript is spliced from 11 exons. Lineage: Eukaryota; Metazoa; Chordata; Actinopteri; Siluriformes; Bagridae. The record is from RefSeq and is a predicted model, not a curated record.